GAGGAGAACCAAAACAGUGCUGUAGUGUCGCAGCUCGAAUAAGCUAACUAAAGAAUGAAAGCGUAAUUACACAUUGAUUUCAGAGGACAAGUUGGCUAAAAUUUUCUCUCUAAGUGUUCAUAAACAUUCAGUAGUUAGUAAAAUGUCAAUGAGUGCGUCGUGUGAAUCGGUUUCUCAGAAAAGGAGUCUGUCGAGCCUCCUCGCUGGUCGUGUGGUGAAGAGGCCGAAGCAGGGCGAUGACCAGAGACUGCAGGAGGCAACGAUCCAGCUGUUGCAGCAGCAGCAGAACCUCUGCAGUUUACUCAGGGAGGUGGGGAAUCCAGAUCUGUGCAACGUUUUCCACACUCAGAAUGGAGAGCAGAAACAGGCGGAGUCUGAAAGCUCAACUGCUGUUGCAGGUUCAUUGCUGGUGUGUGAGCUGAGGCGCCAGGCCUUGCAGCUGAGUGUCCCGGUGGCAGUGCUGUCAGCGAAGAUGGUGCUGGACAGACUGAUGGAGAUCACUGGAACUGAGGAAGUGAAGGAGGAAGAGGACAAGAGACGAGGGCUUCUUACUUCCUCUCAGCGAGUCCAGCUGUGUGUCCUGCUGGAGUCCAGCAAAGAACUGCUGUCACAGGGAGUCCUCUGCCCUAAACUGCUCUGGCAGGAGUACAGGAGAGAUCAGAGGAUACCUAAGCUGGAGGUUGUGUACCAUCUUCACGUUUACAACAUUGUUCCCCUGAAGUACAUCAUAGAGAGUGAUGAAGGAGUGCGGCUGUGGUUGGUGUCUCAGUUGAAGUCUCUGUGUGGUUGGACGCCUCCACCGGCAGAAGAGGAAACCAAACAAGUUCAGCAGAAAGUGUUGUCAUCAGUGGUUGGAGUCUUGGUGGGGAACGGCUUCGAGCUGAGCCAGGAGCCAGCAGCUGCAGACAGGAGGAUGUCCCUGCUUUGCUGCUCAGUGCUGGACGAUAUGCUCUUCUGGCUUCUGGACAUUGUGGAACACAGUCCGACGCUGCAGCAUGCUGGAGCUGAGCUAUGGAUUCAGAUAUUUGAUGCUUCACUGUGUGGAGUUUCAGCAUCAAUGGAAACCCUUCAGCGGUUUUUAACACAUUCCCUCACACAGACUCUCACUUACAAGCCUCGACUCACAGUGUCAGAUGCCAUCACGAUGCAGAAUGAGUGGACCUUUCCAAAAGCCAGCCGGUUGUUGACCUCUCUUUUCCGUAAGCUGGCUGUGGUCUUCAGUGUGGAGCAGCUGCUGUGUCACCUCCAGCAGGUUCUGGAAACCCACGAGGUCAACUGGAAACACGUCCUGUGCUUCCUCUCCACUCUGCUGGUGUACAACCCCUGCGCCCAGCCCAGCCUGACAGAGUUGCUGUCCAGACUGCUGAGCUCUGCGUUUGAAAGCUACGACCUGGAGAACAUGAUAACCGCCUUCCUGUUGGUGCGGCAGGGAGCGCUUGAGGGACCCAGCAUCUUCCCUUCCUACAGCAACUGGUUCAAGAUGUCUUUCGGUGGAGGCAGUGGCUACCAUGCAGCCAGUAAGAAAUCUCUGGUGUUUCUGCUGAAGUUCCUGUCUGACUUGGUGCCCUUUGAGCCCCCACAGUACCUCAAGGUUCACAUUCUGCAGCCUCCGUAUGUACCUGUGAAACACCGCAGCCUCCUCAUGGAGUACGUCUCUCUGGCCAAGACCAGGCUGGCUGACCUCAAGGAGUCAGUGGAGGACAUGGGUUUAUAUGAGGAUGUUUCUGGUGCUGGUGGAGCGUCAUUGCAGCCCCAGUGCCAGGCGGUCCAGGAUGUGGAGAAGGCAGUGUCUCUGUUUGAGAGCACAGGAAGAAUCUCAGCCACAGUCAUGGAGGCCAGUAUUUUCCGGCGGCCAUAUUUCCUGACACGAUUCCUCCCUGCUCUGCUGAAACCCAGGAUGCUUCCUGUCAAAGCUGAUGCUCGGAUGAGUUUCAUAGAAGCUCUAAAAAAGGCAGAUAAGAUCCCUGCAGCACAGUAUUCAUCUUAUGUGGAGUCCUGCCAGAAACAGAGGCAGCAGGAUGUGAGUGCAGUGUGUUUGGACACUAAUGAUGAUCCUCUGGAGGUCCUGAAGGUUCAGCUGCAGGACUUCACAGAGCUGGUUGUUGAAGGAAAUGAUGGAGAGAUGUCGGCGCAGCUGUCCAGGAUCUCACACACUCUGAGUGUCGUCUUCCCUGGCCGUCAGGAUGAGCUGAUUGAGCAGACAGUCAUCGAAGUUCACAUAAACAUCCCUCUGUCCCCUGAGCUCCAUGUCAAAGCCAUCAGCCUGAUCCUGAGAAACUUCUGCCAGUGCAUGUUAGACACUUCCAGAGCAAACCCUCCUAAUAAACAAAGUCUUUGGGCCUCCAGGUUUGUCAGUGUGCUGCUUGGUAACACACACUUCCUCACCAGCCUCAUACACAGACUCUGGGACCUGUUUCAUAACCAGGGGUCGUCACUGAGUGCUGCCCACAUACUCGGUCUGGCAGCAUUUGUGGUCCACCUCCAUGCCUCCAUGCCCCACAGUCCUCUGGUUCAGCUGGUCCCGCCCAUUCUGCCGAAGCCUGUACCUGUUGGAGAAGCUCUGAGCUCGGCCCUGGUCUGCAGCACACACACUAACAUGCUCCUGUGUGUCAGGUUGUGUGUGGCAGCUGUGUGUUAUGGGAUCUGCAGAGGGGACACACUGCCUCAGCAACAACGACAGGACUACAUCAUCAGCAGCCUCUAUAAGAAGCUUCUGUAUCUCAUCCCAAGACUGUUGCCUGAAGCCAGAAGAACUCCCAACAUUGCAGUUGGUUCGAUGAGUGAAUACCAGGAGGAGAACCUGUCCGGCCUAUGGAGCAGUGCCACAGAUGCCAACAGUACCUGGAGAAAGACUGCAUGGCAUCUGUGGAGGCACCCAGCAUUCAGUCAGCUAGAAGACACACCACAGUAUCAGUUAUUGUUCUCAGAAUGGCUGGCCAACGAGCUCAGAGUGCAGAGAAGUGAAGAUGCUCUGUCAGACCCAGAACGUCAGGAGUUCCAGCAGUGGGCCUGCUUUGAGCUCUACCUGACUCGUCUGGAGGAGCAGGGAGGCUGUGGAGGAGACAUGCAGAACCUGUGCUCCCAUCUGCUCAAUGCCAUCAUGGACCAGCAGCUAAGCAACCAGAGCCUGGAAAAGCUAGACCGCAGAGUGUCAGAAACAGGGACCUGCCUACCAGACGUCCUGUCCAGGUUACAGGAGCUUAUCUAUGAGAUGGAAGCGACUGACCGAUCUGGCAGCCGUGGAAGAAGUGCUGAUGUGUGCGACUUCCUGUUUGAGGCGGUGUCUCAGAGGUGCUCCUCCGCAGUGACCUCAUCUUCAGCGAGCAUCAACACUGAGCUGAGCCUGCAUCACACACUGAACACAUGGAACAGAGUGUUGCUGGCUCUCCCAGCAGCUUUAUUCAUUAAAGUAAAGUCUGAAGGACAGAGGGCAACUCUGGAGUGCAACACGCUGAUAGAACAUGUCAACCAGCAUCAGAGGCAUGUGUGUUCUCCGGUCGGUUUGCUGUCCUGCCAUCUAACAUCACACCUCCUGAGAGGUGUGUUAUGUGCCAGUGUGCGUUGUGGACGCUCAGGGGAAGAAGUCAACAAAACCUGGUCUAAGAUCAGUCUACACUGUCCUCUGCUCCUGGUCUCCACAGUGCACUGGUGGGAGCGUCUUUCUCCAGUGCUGUUGUCAAUGUGGCAUCGUCUGUCUGGCGGGGAGCCUCUACCAGAGCAGCUGCAGCUCCUCACUGACUGUCAGAACUGGGCCUGCAGUUUAGAGAAGGGGCCGUCAGCGUCACCAGUACCUGUGGCUGCAGCUCUGCUGCUGGCUGCCAGCCUGCACCGUGAUUGGAAAGGCCGUGGGGGGAACAAGCAGAGCAUCAGUGCUGGCCUGAAUGUGCUGCGAUCAGAGAGAGGCACACAGCAGCGACAGGUGCUAGUUUUUCUGCUUUUCCUGUGUGUAAACGACUAUCUGUCAUCACUCCUGUAUCCCCAGGAGAGGAGCCACCAGAAAGCCAAAGAUUUCUGCACAGACCUUCUGCUUGUAUUAGUGGACUCUGCUGACUGGCUGCUCAUCUUUAAAUCAAACGAACAAGGUGUGUACCAGUCCAUCACCAUGGUGACAUCAGAUGAGUUUACCCGACUGAUGCCUUGGGCCUUCUACAGCCUGCUGCUCCAGCAGAGCUCUGAGCUGCUGCAGAGAGCCGUGUGUUGUCCAGGGUUCCUCCAUACUGCUGUCCACUGCUACAUCCAGCUGCUGCAGCUUUUUCUAGAAGGACACACACUUCCACCAGCCGCUGAACCCUCUGACAAUCAGAUGGAGCCUUUUCAGAUUCUGAGCCACACCAAGCAGUUUCUGCUGAGAACGAUCUCACGAACGUCCCCGACUGCUCUAUCCUCCAGCCAACUCAGACAGCUGGAGUCCCAGUGUGCAGAGCUGGACCCAGAGGUGGCAGCAGCUCUCUCUGUGCACCUGGACCCUCACAGCCUCAGCCCAGAGAUGGACUUCCUCUGAACAGCUGCAGACUGACAUCCAGGCAGAGAAACUGUCUAAAGUCAACUGUGACACCCUCGUUCUUCUCCACUCCCUCAAGUUUUGGAGGUGUCUCUUUGACAGUAGUAGUAACUGACUUUAUCUGUUUUAAUGUUAUCCAACUUUACAUCUAACAGAAACAUGUUCCUCCUGUAAUAGUAACGAACAGCACCUUAUUGUUCAGAUUCAACCAAUUAACACUCAGGUUUGUAAAAAAUCUUCUACGUUUUAUUCAUGGGUUUUUUUUUUAUACAUAAUGCACACUGGACUUUAUUGUACACUUACAGCCCUUUUAACUGUUUACAAUACAGAUAGAGAGCACUUAGUAUUGUAAUAAGUUAAUAAAAAACUUAAUAAAACUGAACUGAAUGUUAUUGGAAAUCAUUCUGUACAACUAUUUGCACUGUGAGAAGGUUACACAGAACAUACAAGUGCUUCACAUACAUUUAGAAUAUUGCAUUAUAGGACAUACAGCGGCACAGUCGUUUAUAUGUGACUGCUACUGUGUACUUCAGCUAUCAAAUACAGCUUUCUGUAUAGAUCCAAACAGUCCACAGGCAGUGCAAAAUCAUCUUUACAUCAGAUCUGUAACAGAGGCACCAGAAGUGGUUGUCUUGUUUCGAAGUUUCCAUUU
Centropristis striata (black sea bass) is the source of this 5153-nucleotide messenger RNA. It is a transcript of the gene fanca, whose product is annotated as Fanconi anemia group A protein. Gene Ontology annotation, biological process: interstrand cross-link repair. Lineage: Eukaryota; Metazoa; Chordata; Actinopteri; Perciformes; Serranidae. The record is from RefSeq and is a predicted model, not a curated record. Gene Ontology annotation, cellular component: Fanconi anaemia nuclear complex. The transcript has 42 exons. Bases 143 to 4501 code for a protein of 1452 amino acids.